Messenger RNA from Meriones unguiculatus (Mongolian gerbil), 5568 nucleotides. RefSeq names its product WASP family member 2 (gene Wasf2). Gene Ontology annotation, cellular component: cytoskeleton. Gene Ontology annotation, biological process: positive regulation of Arp2/3 complex-mediated actin nucleation; actin cytoskeleton organization. NCBI's taxonomy places the organism in Eukaryota, Metazoa, Chordata, Mammalia, Rodentia, Muridae. The record is from RefSeq and is a predicted model, not a curated record. The transcript has 9 exons. Gene Ontology annotation, molecular function: actin binding; Arp2/3 complex binding; protein kinase A regulatory subunit binding. Bases 226 to 1716 code for a protein of 496 amino acids.
GGGCGGGGAAAUCACGUAAUGGCGGAUGCAGGCCGGUGGAGUGCGGCUGGGGGCGUUGCGCGCUGAGGGGGGCGUCCGGCCGGGUAGCGGUCCUCGGAGCGGUGGGCCGGGGCGCACUCCGCGGGGACACAGGCCGCGCUGGGCAGCCCUUCAUGUCGCUGAGGGCGACCGCGCGAGGUCAGGUUGUUUUUCAUCACUGAGAACAUUGCCUGAAGCAGGUCCACCAUGCCGUUAGUAACCAGGAACAUCGAGCCAAGGCACCUGUGCCGUCAGACGUUGCCUAGCGAUACAAGCGAGCUGGAAUGCAGGACCAACAUCACCCUGGCAAAUGUCAUCCGACAGCUGGGCAGCCUGAGUAAGUAUGCAGAGGACAUUUUUGGAGAGAUUUGCACUCAGGCAAGUGCCUUUGCCUCCCGAGUAAACUCCCUUGCUGAGCGGGUUGACCGAGUGCAAGUUAAAGUCACUCAGCUGGAUCCCAAGGAAGAAGAAGUGUCACUACAAGGAAUCAACACGCGAAAAGCCUUCAGAAGCUCUACCGUCCAAGACCAGAAGCUUUUUGACAGAAAUUCUCUCCCAGUACCUGUCUUAGAAACCUACAACAGCUGUGAUGCUCCACCCCCUCUCAACAAUCUAAGUCCUUACAGGGAUGAUGGAAAAGAGGCACUCAAAUUCUACACCAACCCUUCGUACUUCUUUGAUCUUUGGAAGGAGAAGAUGCUGCAGGACACCAAGGAUAUCAUGAAAGAGAAGAGAAAGCACAGGAAAGAAAAGAAAGAUAAUCCAAAUAGAGGGAAUGUAAACCCACGUAAAAUCAAGACGCGUAAGGAAGAGUGGGAGAAGAUGAAGAUGGGACAAGAAUUUGUAGAGUCCAAAGAAAAGCUGGGGCCUUCUGGGUAUUCAUCUGCCUUGGUGUACCAGAAUGGCAGCAUUGGCUCCAUUGAAAAUGUAGAUGCAGCCAGCUAUCCACCACCGCCACAGUCAGACUCCACCUCUUCACCUUCUCCUUCCUUCUCUGAAGACAACUUGCCUCCCCCACCAGCAGAAUUCAGCUACCCUGUGGACAACCAGAGAGGGUCUGUCGUGGCUGGACCCAAAAGAACCAGCGUGGUCAGCCCAAGCCAUCCACCCCCAGCUCCUCCCCUGGGCUCUCCACCAGGCCCUAAACCUGGCUUUGCUCCCCCACCUGCCCCUCCACCUCCACCUCCAAUGAGUGUGCCACCUCCACUACCACCUAUGGGAUUUGGGUCUCCUGGGACCCCUCCACCACCAUCACCUCCUUCCUUCCCGCCUCACCCUGAUUUUGCUGCCCCUCCCCCACCUCCCCCACCGCCGGCAACUGACUACCCAAUGCCACCACCUCCCUUGUCCCAACCAUCUGGAGGUGCCCCUCCCCCUCCCCCUCCUCCUCCCCCUCCAGGGCCCCCGCCUCUCCCCUUCAGUGGUGCUGAUGGCCAGCCUGCUGCACCACCGCCACCUCUUUCUGAUGCCGCCAAGCCCAAGUCCUCAUUGCCUGCUGUGAGCGAUGCUCGUAGUGACCUGCUUUCUGCUAUCCGCCAAGGCUUUCAGCUGCGAAGGGUUGAAGAGCAACGGGAGCAAGAAAAGCGUGAUGUGGUGGGCAAUGAUGUGGCCACCAUUCUGUCACGUCGGAUUGCUGUUGAGUACAGCGACUCGGAAGAUGAUUCCUCUGAAUUUGAUGAAGACGACUGGUCGGAUUAACUUCCUGCCUGUUGCCCACAUUCCUUUUACUGCCCUUCCUACCUGCUUUCUUUGAUAGCAACUGUAACAGUCUCAUGGGGGGAAGAAAGGGAGGACAAAGAAUUGCAAGGGGUGGAAGCAGUUCCCUGGAGCAACCAAAGAUCUAUCCAAGUGCUUCCUCCAAACUACCGUGUACUUCCUUCCUUCUUCCCUGGCCGUGGGCUCUUGAGGCUCCUUAGCUGAGCUGAUCCCUCUUCCCCUCAAGUGACUGUUAAAUAUUGAAAGGAGGGAAAACCCUACAGAAAAUCCCUCUCAUAGGGUUUCAACUGGAGAUAGUGCCUUCCCCCUGAUAACCGUUUUAACCCGUGGCCUUCCUCAAAACCCGUGCAUACUUCAAAUAAUGCUCUCCAUCUCCUGGUCUUAAAGCAGUGGGUACAGCCUGUGUAGGCACAGCUUGUCUCUCUUCUGUGCCCUGAGCGUAUAGAGCAGGCCAAGUGUCCUGGCAACUAGACUGUCACCCCCUCUGCCCCACACUCAGCCCUCUGCAGGGUAGGGCUGCUUCUGUUCAGCUCUGUCUGGAUGCCUUUGUUGCAGAAGGCAUCAGGCCCCUAAAGAAUGUCUCACUUCUCUGCCCAGAAGUGAUGCUGUUCUGAAGGCUGAGGCUGUUGCCUUCCUCCCACGCUCCCUCUCGGUGAGUGUGGUGUUCGGGUGUCCUUGGCAUGCCCCUCCCUCACCCUAGGUGCCUUUAGACUGCACAGCCCAGUUUUAAUCUCUGAUAUUCAUGACCAAACUAGCCCUGACACACAGGGACCUGGGCCUCUCUGCUGACCAUCAGGGGCAAAACUUGAAGGUGUGGCACUGCGGGACUCGGGUCCUGCCCUGUCAGGAUGCUGAGGCCAAGAUGAGAAGUGACCCUCAGGGUCACACAGAUAGAGAUAGAACAAGAGCCCAGGCUUCCUGUCUCCAAGUCACCUGUGUGUUCUGGGACCAAAUAAUGAGCACCUGCUGGAGUCUGGGCAGAGCACCCCCCCCGAAUGCAGGGGUCUCAUUUGAAGGACUCACAGCCUGUGCCAGACCCGCUAGGACAGCUUUGACAUUCAUACCCUCUCUUGUAACCGUUUAUUUCCCCUUUCUAUCCCCAGCCAGUCAUGUGGCAUGGGAACUGUGCUGGGGAGCCGGAGUAGAGAGGAGUGGGGCAGCCAGCCUUGGCAGGUGCAACUUUCAGUUCACUGCAGCACCCUCCCCCUCUUGUUUCCUCAGUCUAAGCAUAGGCUCUGCCAGCUGUGGAAGCUUCAGUCCCUCAGGCUGGCAGCCGCAGCAGGCACCUGCCUGGGGGGGCCUGGCAGCCGUAAAGAAGUCGGAAAGGUAGAAGGACACGGGGUCUUCCACCUGAUUCCCCAACUCACUGUGCAUGGUGAUGCUGACCCCCUCCCCUUUACGUCCCUUCCCAGAGCUAAUACACACAGGUGCUAUUAUUCAGGAAAGAACUGAGCAGCCCUGGCCAGGAGCAAGGUUUCUUCUCUUCUGCCCCAACUAUUGUGUGGCCUCUUGUGCUGAAAUCAGCUUCUCUGGCUUCAGAGCCUGAAACAAAGAGAAACAGGAUCUGUCUCUACCCAGCACAGCAAAUGGUUGUAGUAAUUGCCAAAGCCCUCAUAAACCCCUCCGGCUUGAGGAAAGUGCAGAGCACCUCCCCUCUGCCUCCUUUCUUGAACCCUGAGGUGGGGACUAAAGCUGCAGGUGCCAGCAGGCCCUCCUGCUGUGGCGGCCCCAGAGGGCUCCGAGUGUCCAUGUCCACGUCCCUCCCAGUCCAGCGUCUGGCACAGGGCUUGGCGCUAGACCAUGCUGCGCACGUUUCUCACUCUGCCCUUAGAAGGUGCUUUCGUCAGUCUUAAAAUGGCUGUUGGUGAUACCCUGGCUGCAGCCCAGCAGGGGCUGGAGAGGCAGGGGAGGGCAGUGGUCCUUCCGAUACAAGUCCUGGGGCCUGGCCAGGCCAGGGUUUGAGCCUAAUGGUUUUGACUAAAUUACUCCCCUCCUCCUGCUCCCCGGGAAAGGAGAGCAGGAGCCGCUCACUGUGGUUCUCUUCCGACCUUGAAGGGGCAGCAUUGGCCUGGCUUCUGGAAUGGACCGAGUCCACCAGGAAAGACUGGGGGCGGGAGGAGAUGGGGAGGGGUGCUGUCUGUGGAAGGUAGGAUUAGAUCAUUAGCUCAGUGACCUCCUAGGGUUUCGAUGUGCUGUGUUCUCAUCCUACAGCUGGUUUGGUAAUGAUCUGCAAGUCCCGGAGAGCAACAGCACAGCUCUGCCUGACGCUCUCAUUAAAAUCCAUGCAGCCAAGCUCUGCACUUUGUAGCAGCCGGCCUUGCAGAGCCUCCUCAGCUUGGGGGGUUGGGGACCCAGUCAGCUGAGAGGUCCUCUAGGCUGUACUUAGGUAUAUGUGUACCCCCCCCAAAAAAAAAGAAAAAAAAUUAAAACGUGCUUCUUUAAACCCAGAGCCCUUUAAAAUAAUAAAGGACCCAGUGCAGGUAGGUGUGUUUAUGGAAUCCUGUAAGGGUAGAAUACAAAGUUUAGCGAUUAUUUAAACUGGGCUGCGGCUGGUGAGAGUAUAAAGCCCAUAAGGACUCUUAAGUGCUGCAGCCAAGGAGCCACCUCCCUUCCUGGUCUGCCUAGCCCAGGGGGCCUGCCCCCAUUCCAGGGGCCCAGGGGCCCAGCUUGCAAUCGGUAGUGUCAGAAGUGACUUGUAGCUUUGCCUUGGUGUGGAGAUGAUUUCAUUCCAGGGAAGGGGGUUGGGGGAUCCCUUAGAGGCUCUGAGCAGCUGGCCCAAGCUCCAGCUCUUCUCCAGUGGAAGCUUCAGCGCCCUCAGAAACGACCCUGGCCAAUGUCACCGCAGAGCUGAGGCGGUGUUGUCAGGGCUAAUGUGAAAUCUCUUCCCGUGGCGCCGAUCCUCUGGCUCUACAGCGCCAGCUUGGACAGAUUGAGGUCUCUGUGGCUUUGGUGACCCUGCUUAAGCAUUCCCACCGUGUCGCUGCUCUGCACUAGGAUUGCUUCCUGCUGCAGCCCCUUACUUGACCUCAGGGCCUGGGGAGGGAGGCACGGUGCCAGGGCCAGGCGCUGCAGCUCAGGAGACAUGUCAGCCUUUCUGGGAGCCAGUAAGCUUUGAGCUUGGGGCUGCCCAUCCGACCUGGGACCAGGUGUCGCGCAGAGAAGUGCCUUCUCCAGUGCUUCCUGCCACAUUCACUUUAAUGGGGCCUCAGUGAAGGCCGAGAACAAUUCUCUUACUGUAUUAACUUUAUUCAGUUAAUUCACUUGAGAAACUAACCAAUUUUUACUUUCUGCCUAGAAUGAUGUACACACAGGAGAGAAGUUAUACUCCCAAAGUGCCUUGUUUUCUCUGAUAUAAAUAUAUUUAUAAGGACAUAUUCCAAUAGGUUCUUGGGUGUGUUUCCUACAUCAAGAUAAUAUAGUGAGCUAAUAUAGUGGGAACAGUCUACAAACGGACCCUUUUCUCCUGAAGGUUGGGAAGGAGGAUCCGAGCAGUGAGAUAAAACUGCCCCUACAGUGGCCCUUUCUGCCCUUUUUAUACAGGUAACAGAAUGGCCACAAUAUUUUUUGAGGCAGGGUUUCGGGUCGACCGCGCUGGUCUUGAACUUACUUUGUACCUGAAGAUGGCCCUAAAUUCCUGAUCCCCCUUCUUCAGCCAUCCCUAGGACAGCCGAUUUUUUUUUUUUUUUUCAAGUCUGAUUUCGUCACUGCCAGGCUUAUUGUGUGUACAUUUGUGCCCCAGUGACCAGAAGGUUCCAUGUAACUUUUCUGUAUACACAUGAACACUGUAAACGCCACCAUUUCCAAUAAUUUGAUAAAGUAGCCAGUCACCUCUGG